Messenger RNA from Chara braunii, 840 nucleotides. Lineage: Eukaryota; Viridiplantae; Streptophyta; Charophyceae; Charales; Characeae. The record is from the annotation of a GenBank genome assembly.
UGAAGAAAAGAUGGACUCUGGUGGAGAAUGACGAAGAGGAGGAGGAAGAGGAGGAGGAGAAGGGCAGAUGAUGAGGAGAAGACAGGAAAAUUACCAAUGAAGAUUGAUGAUGAUGAGUGCCGAUCAACGAUGAGCGACAUAACGAUGAUGUGCGACGAUAAAGGUGAUGAUGAGUGACGAUAGUGAUCACGACGAUGGACAAAUGGAGACGACAGAGCGAUCACAAGACGGACAUGGAAGUGGAGGAGGAGGAGGAGCAGAAGAGGAGGAAGAGGAGGAAGAGGAAGAAGAGGAGGAAGAGGAGGAAGAGGAGGAGGAAGACGAAGAAGAGGAGGAAGAGGUGAAACGAAGAGGAGGAGGAAGUGGAGGUGAUAGCAAUAGAGGAAAAGAGAGAAACAGCUAUGGAUGGAACUGUGAAACAAGAAGUAGAGAGCUCUUUGGAGAAAGGACGACGUGAAGAUGUGAUGGGGAUGGGGAUGGGGAUGGGGAUGGGGACAAGAAGAGCCACAAGAAGGGAUGGAAGAAGCUUAACUUUAACUCAACUCACCUCUAGCUUCAACUCAACUCACCUCUUAACUUAUCGCCGAGACCGCAAUUCCGCUUCCCUCGCAGCUAGUGUCUUUCUCUUUCUUAGUGUGCGGGUGUACGACGUUAGGAUUGGACAGAGGCGACCACGCCUAUUGAUUGAUGAGCAGGCAAUCGAAGUUCCAUACAGGCAGAAAAGACAAGUCACCAGGCCGUAGAAGGAGAACCAGGCCCCGCCCACAGGCCCCCCCGUGCGAUGUGCAGCCUGGACCAGAAGGGUGGUGAGUCAAUCGACAACAAAUGACCCGGAGGGUA